AUAAUGUAUCCACCUGUCAGGAAAAUGGUCAUUGGACAUCCCCAACUUUGUCAUGCCAAGAGAUAUUAUGUGGGAAUCCUCCAAAUCUGCCUCACACUGGACAAGUGUGGAAAGGUAGCUCCACCCCAGGAAGCACUGUAAUUUACUACUGUAAAAAAGAAUUUUAUCACAGUGACGGAAACAAUGUUUCAGUGUGCACAAUUAAUGGUUACUGGACAAAACCAGAUAUCUCAUGCAAAGAAGUUGACUGUGGCAAGCCCCCACUCAUCCCUAAUUCAGUCAUGCACUGGGAUAAAAUUUCCACUGUGGGCUCAAAGGUUAUUUAUCUGUGUAAACCUGGAUAUCUCAGUGCUGGAACAGGGAAUGUAUCUGUUUGUAGUGCCAGUGGAAAAUGGGAUGGAGCACCGAUCCUUUGUCAAGAAAUCAACUGUUGGGAGCCUGUUUUAAAACCCAAUGCUAAAAUGUUAUGGGAUGGCACAUCACGCAUUGGUAGUGUGGUUUAUUACCAGUGUGCAGAGGGAUAUUACACCAGGAGCCUGAGAAACUACUCAGUAUGUGGAGAAAACGGACUAUGGGAGGAUAUUGAUCUGUGGUGUGAAGAAAUAAGCUGUGGUCCCCCAGUAGCCCUCCCCCACGCUAACCUCCUGUGGGGCCACAACAGCACACCAGGCAGCACUGUGCUGUAUGAGUGUAUGGAAGGAUUUUACCAGGAGAGUGGGAAUAAUAUGUCAACAUGUUCACUAUCAGGAGAGUGGGGGGAAGUAUCUAUAAAGUGCAAAGCUAAAUGUGGCCCAGCUCCUUUUCUUGCCAACUCAGAGGUCGUGUGGCAUAAUAGAAGUGUUGUGAUCCACCGCUGCGUGGCAGGAUAUCACAGCUGGAGGGGAAGCAACGUCUCUGUGUGCGGGAGCUCCGGGGAGUGGCAGAAAGCUACUCUGAGAUGCAUAGAAAUCAAACCACCUAUCAAUCACCUGCUUAUUUUUAAUGAAAGCUGCCUGCAGUGGAAAGCAGAAAAGUACGAGGAGGACACAGAGGUUUACAAGGUGACUUACACAGGAUCCAGGGACUACCAGAGAUCCUUUUAUGACAAAAGGAAGAGAUUUCUGAGCUCCAAAGCAGACCAGCUGAAGCUCUGCCUUGGCUUGCUUCCAGUCACAAACUAUAGCAUCACCAUCACUGCAACAUCUGCCAAGUUCACAGCCUCUGUCACCACAAACACCAGUCUACCAGUACCUCCAGGACCAGUUGUCUACUACAGGGAAUUUGACACUCCUCUACCAACGUUGAGUCUGCGCAGAUCACCCAACACACUGGACUUAAUAAGUUUGUACCAAGUGUUUGUGCUUCCUGUAGAGGGGUUUAUGAUGUUUAACUGUUCCUCUCCUGCAAUCGCGCCGCCUUUGAGCACACUUAAGUCACCAGCGGAGUACAUCACUGCUCAGUUUGAAGUCCAUCGUGUUGGAACAGAGAUGAAUCUUACUAUAGGAGAUGGGCUGCUCUAUGGUGGCUUUUAUAAUGCACCACUGGAGAGUGGCAAGAACUAUUAUAUCAUUUUACGGGCUGUCAGUCAGUGGAAAUCGGCCUUAAAAAGUUCCUGUGUCCUGUGGGCUAAAGUAAUAGCUACAUCGUACGCUCUGAGGGUUUCAUCGCUGUCUGCUGUAGCUACCAUAGGGCUGGUUGCCGUGGUUAUUUGGGGAGGCUACAGUAUCCACUGGUGUUUCAAGAAGACAUGAUGCUCCUGAGUGCUGACGUGCUCUAAUACUGUCCUGAGUUUCUAGCAGUACAUUUUGUAAAUAGUUAUUAUUUUAUAUUAAAUAUUAUCACCAUAUUAAACUUAUUAAAAUCAUUUUUUGACACAGACUCACAUUGUGGUUAUUGGGUGUGCAGAGGUCCUCUCUUCUGUUCCAGGGUCUCAGGGUCAGUUUAUGAUACUAAAGUCCUUUAAGAAGCAAGUCUUUCCUGUCUGCAGAGCACAUUAAAAUGUGUCAGAGCACUCAUCAGGACACAGAAAGUGUGUGAGCAGAAUGUCUCUCUCAACUUCUGGAAGACUAUGUCUGGGUCAAUGGUGUGAUGAAGAAGAGACUUGGCUUCCACACGUUGACCUGAUGUUUGCUGGUCAUCAGUGAAACCAAACAUCCUUGGUGAUGUGGGCCCUCUUAGUUCUACUCUGUUUUGUGAUGCAGUCGUGGUUUUGGAUUAACAUUGCACAGU
Messenger RNA from Haplochromis burtoni (Burton's mouthbrooder), 2208 nucleotides. Its product is annotated as sushi domain-containing protein 1-like. The record is from RefSeq and is a predicted model, not a curated record. The transcript has 13 exons. NCBI's taxonomy places the organism in Eukaryota, Metazoa, Chordata, Actinopteri, Cichliformes, Cichlidae. Bases 282 to 1730 code for a protein of 482 amino acids.